AAACCACCGCCCCCGCCCCCCCCGCCGCCCAUCACAGCACCGCCUCGCCAUACAAGCCCUCGCCAUGGCUUUGGGGAGCCCGCGCCCGGCAGCAGCCGCCCCUCUCCUGGCCCUCUCGCUGCUGCUCUGCGGGGCCCUAGAGAGCAGCCGCGCUCUGCACACCAAAGGGGCCCUUCCUCUGGACACCGUCACUUUCUACAAGGUAAUUCCGAAGCAUAAGUUUGUCCUGGUGAAAUUUGACACUCAGUAUCCUUAUGGGGAGAAGCAAGAUGAGUUCAAAAAGGUGGCUGAAAGCUCAGAAUCCAGCGAUGACUUGUUGGUGGCUGAAGUGGGAAUCUCAGAUUAUGGGGACAAGCUGAACUUGGAGCUAGGAGAGAAGUACAAACUGGAGAAAGAUGCCUAUCCCGUUUUUUACUUGUUCCAAGAUGGCGACUUGGACAACCCUUUGUCUUAUGGUGGUGAGGUGAAAGCGAGUUCUCUCCAGCGUUGGCUAAAGAGCAAAGGCAUCUAUAUGGGCAUGCCAGGUUGCUUGAAGGAGUUUGACACCUUGGCGAGCCAGUUUGUGAACACCCCCGAAGCGUCGGAGCGCCAAACUCUCCUGGAAGACGGGCGCCAACUCCUGGAGAAAGCCAGAGAGACUGAGCGGAAAUCUGCCGAGCAGUACGUCAAGGUCAUGAACAAGAUCCUUGCCCAGGGUGACAAGUUUACCGCCAGCGAAGUCUCCCGGAUCACCAAACUGAUUGAGGAGAACAAGAUGAGUGAUGGGAAGAAAGAGGAACUCCAGAAACGCUUGAACAUCCUUGCUUCGUUCCAAAAGAAGACGAAAGGCGAGAAAGAAGAGCUUUGACCAGCCAGGAAGGAAUGAUGCACAAGCUGUGAGGUCAGACCAGGUCAGGGUCUUGAACCCGUGCUCCUUUAAACAAGCAAGAACAUCCCACCGUCUUUUUGAAGAGGCUGUGGAAUUCCUCCUCUUAAAAGACUCUUGGUUCUUUAAACAAAAAAUACAUACUCUGUGGAACGCCUCCCUUAUUUGUGACUUUGCAGAACACUGCCAUUACCAGCGGUAUGAACACUACUGUCAUUCCUUGAGGGCAUCACUGGUGGAAGGUCCAUUAGAACUUUGAUCAAAAGGCGAGGUUGUCCUAAAAUAACGUUUUUGUUCAUGGGGUGCUGACCUUACUGGGCAUCUUCUCAAGAUGGCUGCCCUCAGGACUUGGUGCAGCCUGUUCUUAGGUGGAUUUUCAAGAUGGCUACCCUUGGAACACUGGGCAACCUGUUCUUGUUGGCCAAAUUAUCUAGGUCAGUGGGUGACCCGCCAAGCCCACUCUGCCUACCAGCCAAGUCAUGUGGUUUACCAGGUGCUUGAAAAUCCCCCUCACUCAAUUUUUGCGGUCCUGGGCAACAAAAAGAGGAGGAAUAAUGAGCCCUUGGUGGACCAAACAUGGCAGAUGGUGGAAGAUAUUCAGCUUGGUGGGUCACCAGUUUUAUGGAGGCCCCAUCAAGGCGGAUGCCCUCAGAAUGUUUCCCAGUGGUCUUACUGGCGAAUGAUCAAGAUGACCACCAUUGUAUUGUUGUGCAGUCUGUGGAGAGUUUGACUAGCUUAGCAAAUAGGGUGAGGAAGGUUGGGGUGGGGUUGUUUUUUUAUGUUUUGGGGAGCAUCGGUUUGGACAAAGCAAAACGUGUGUUUGAGAGAGGGAGGUGAAAUGGAAGUUCUCUUCCUGACCAGUAUUUGCAGAUUGGCUGAGGGGAAGUUUUAUGGUGGUACUUCAUUUGCUAAUAAAGGUUAUCUGAAAAGUAA
This is a messenger RNA of Hemicordylus capensis (graceful crag lizard), 1798 nucleotides long. RefSeq names its product endoplasmic reticulum protein 29 (gene ERP29). The record is from RefSeq and is a predicted model, not a curated record. The transcript is spliced from 3 exons. Lineage: Eukaryota; Metazoa; Chordata; Lepidosauria; Squamata; Cordylidae. Gene Ontology annotation, cellular component: endoplasmic reticulum; endoplasmic reticulum lumen. Gene Ontology annotation, biological process: protein secretion. The coding region runs from base 65 to 847 and encodes 260 amino acids.